Molecule: messenger RNA, 1308 nt
Organism: Caenorhabditis briggsae
Lineage: Eukaryota; Metazoa; Nematoda; Chromadorea; Rhabditida; Rhabditidae
Gene: Cbr-dpy-23
Product: Protein CBR-DPY-23
Exons: 10
Coding region: 1-1308 (435 amino acids)
Biological process (GO): intracellular protein transport; clathrin-dependent endocytosis
Cellular component (GO): AP-2 adaptor complex; cytoplasmic vesicle
Molecular function (GO): clathrin-cargo adaptor activity
Source: RefSeq, a predicted model, not a curated record
AUGAUUGGCGGAUUGUUUGUGUACAAUCACAAAGGAGAAGUGCUCAUCUCAAGAAUCUAUCGCGACGAUGUCACCCGAAACGCCGUGGACGCUUUCCGAGUCAAUGUCAUCCAUGCUCGGCAGCAAGUUCGGUCGCCAGUUACGAAUAUGGCUCGCACCUCGUUCUUCCAUGUAAAGCGCGGAAAUGUGUGGAUUUGUGCGGUGACUCGUCAAAACGUCAACGCUGCUAUGGUUUUCGAGUUUCUGAAGCGCUUCGCCGACACGAUGCAAUCGUAUUUUGGAAAGUUGAAUGAAGAGAACGUGAAGAACAACUUUGUGCUCAUUUAUGAGCUCCUCGAUGAGAUUCUCGAUUUUGGAUAUCCACAGAACACGGAUCCAGGAGUCCUCAAAACGUUCAUCACUCAACAAGGAGUUCGCACUGCUACCAAAGAGGAGCAGUCGCAGAUCACAUCUCAAGUGACCGGACAAAUCGGAUGGCGUCGUGAAGGUAUCAAAUACCGACGUAAUGAGCUUUUCCUGGAUGUCAUCGAAUAUGUGAACCUGCUCAUGAAUCAGCAAGGACAAGUCCUCUCCGCUCACGUUGCCGGUAAAGUUGCCAUGAAGUCGUACUUGAGUGGAAUGCCUGAGUGCAAGUUUGGCAUCAACGAUAAGAUCACGAUUGAAGGAAAGUCCAAACCAGGAAGCGAUGAUCCGAACAAAGCAAGCCGUGCCGCUGUGGCCAUUGAUGACUGUCAAUUCCACCAAUGCGUGAAGCUCACGAAAUUUGAGACGGAGCACGCGAUCUCGUUUAUUCCACCCGACGGCGAGUACGAGUUGAUGAGAUACCGCACAACCAAGGAUAUCCAACUCCCAUUCCGUGUCAUCCCAUUGGUUCGUGAGGUGUCCCGCAACAAGAUGGAAGUCAAAGUUGUCGUCAAGUCCAACUUCAAGCCAUCACUUUUGGCUCAAAAAAUUGAAGUUCGCAUCCCAACACCACCGAACACAUCCGGCGUUCAGCUGAUUUGCAUGAAGGGAAAAGCCAAGUACAAGGCUGGCGAGAAUGCCAUUGUGUGGAAGAUCAAGCGUAUGGCUGGAAUGAAGGAAAGCCAAAUUUCGGCCGAAAUUGACCUCCUCUCCACUGGUAACGUUGAGAAGAAGAAAUGGAAUCGCCCACCGGUCAGCAUGAACUUCGAGGUUCCAUUUGCCCCAUCUGGCCUCAAGGUGCGCUACUUGAAGGUGUUCGAGCCAAAACUCAACUACUCUGACCACGACGUGAUCAAGUGGGUCCGCUACAUUGGAAGAUCCGGAUUGUACGAGACUCGAUGCUAG